Messenger RNA from Dermacentor albipictus, 1947 nucleotides. Its product is annotated as metabotropic glutamate receptor-like. The record is from RefSeq and is a predicted model, not a curated record. Lineage: Eukaryota; Metazoa; Arthropoda; Arachnida; Ixodida; Ixodidae. Gene Ontology annotation, cellular component: plasma membrane. Gene Ontology annotation, molecular function: group II metabotropic glutamate receptor activity. Gene Ontology annotation, biological process: regulation of synaptic transmission, glutamatergic; G protein-coupled glutamate receptor signaling pathway.
AACGCUGUCUGCCGCACUUCGAAGCGACUUGGGAAAAGCCCGCUCUUCUUCACGAGGACAAGUUGCAACGAGACGAUGCGCUUCUGAGCGUUGCCAAAAAGCCGGCCAACUUUCUCGCGGUCGGUUUGUCUAUCGGUUUGCCUUGAUUGCCCUAUCGAGAGGGUUGUUUCCUGCUGCAGUAAACGGUAAGAGGUACCGCAGUCAGGUUGAAAUGCCGGAAUUCCUGGCUCUCAAGCUCGCGCUGCUGGCACUCACAGUGCUGGAAAGCCAAGGAGCACGAAUUGAGAUUCCCGGCGACAUCAUCAUAGGAGGCCUUUUCCCUGUGCACCACAGGUCUGGCCGCAGCGGUUGCGGCCCCAUAAACGGCGAGCGUGGCGUUCAGAGACUGGAAGCCAUGUUAUUUGCCUUAGACCGAAUCAAUCAAGACCCGUCUUUGCUCGGCGGAAUAUCACUCGGAGCAACGAUACUGGAUACUUGUUCGAGCGGCGAGCACGCACUGAAGCAGACGCUGCAGUUCGUCGAUCCACCGGUUGACACGGGAAGAUUCAAGUGCGCCGACGGGUCGCUGCCCAGUCUAGAUAAGGAGAAGCAGAAAAUUGCGGGUAUAAUCGGCGGUUCCUAUAGCGAGGUUUCCCAGAAAGUGGCCCGUUUACUAAGUCUCUUUCACAUGCCCCAGAUCAGCCCGGCAUCCACGGCCAGCUCAUUGGGUGACAAGACCCGUUACGACCUAUUCGCGAGGACCGUUCCCCCGGACACACUGCAGGCGCACGUCAUGGCAGAUAUCGUCCACUACUUCAACUGGACGUACGUGUCCCUCGUGACGUCCGAAGGCGCGUACGGCGAGUCCGGCAUGACGUCAUUUCUGAGAGACGCCAAGAGGGGUAACUUCUGCGUCGCAGUCGUAGAAGUAGUGCCUCGUCUGACGGACGAGGCUACCUUCGAUGCCAUUCUCCGAAGUUUACUGCGCCGACCACAGGCGCGUGUCGUAGCUCUAUUCACGCACGGCGAGGAUUCGCGCGCUCUCUUGGCAGCCGCCAAACGAGCUAACGUCAGCAGUCAUUUUGUCUGGUUGGCCAGCGACGGGUGGGGCACGCAGGCCCAGAUCGUCGAAGGUCUGGAGGACCAAGCCGAAGGUGCCAUCACUAUCGAGCUCGACUCCAGGGUUAUUCCUGAAUACGACGCGUACAUGAAGAACCUCACAGUGGACAACAACAAGCGUAACCCUUGGUUCAGGGAGUACUGGGAGGACGUGUUUCAGUGCAGCGUUGAACCUUCGCAGCAGAACAACACGUCGGUGGCUUGCUCGGAUUCUUUGCGUCUCCACGAAUCCGCCGGAUACCGUCAAGGUGCUAAAAUACAGUUCGUAGUGGAUGCAGUGUACGCUUUAGCGCAUGCUCUGGAUGAGGCCUCGAAACAACUUUGUCGGGGACAAAAUGAAAGCUACUGCGAGGCAUUCCGCAACCUCGAUGGCGAGAGCCUCUACAUGAAUUACCUCUUGAACACUACUUUCGAAGAUCUCGUUGGCAGUGUGGUUCGUUUCGAUCAGCUCGGUGAUGGCCUGGUCCCUUACCGUAUCUACAACUACCGGCGCCUGGAUAACAGCUCCAUCAACGGCUACAUUCCGAUCGGCCGCUGGGAGCCGUACACACUGCACCUGGACUCCGAGAAAGUCUUGUGGCCCACUCAAGAUGGCGAGCCGCCAGUGUCGGCAUGCAGCUCCGACUGCGCCGUGGGCCAGAUCAAGGUCCUCUCGCCGGACAGCAAGUGCUGCUGGCUGUGCGCCGCGUGUGGGCCCCUAAAGACAGUAAUAGACGAGUUUACCUGCGCCACUUGAAAUCUCGGUGUUCUGAACCUUACCAGUAGCAAAGAACAAGGAAUGUUCGCUCAAGCAGUGAUGGUUCCUAACACCUUAUUCUUAAAGGGACAAUAAAGACAGACGUCAUUUUA